Messenger RNA from Nematolebias whitei (Rio pearlfish), 1832 nucleotides. RefSeq names its product tripartite motif-containing protein 16-like. Gene Ontology annotation, molecular function: protein binding; zinc ion binding. The transcript has a single exon. NCBI's taxonomy places the organism in Eukaryota, Metazoa, Chordata, Actinopteri, Cyprinodontiformes, Rivulidae. The record is from RefSeq and is a predicted model, not a curated record. Bases 18 to 1676 code for a protein of 552 amino acids.
UGGGAUUAGGAGGUGACAUGGAGCAACAAGUUCAGUUCAUCUCCUGUUCGAUCUGUUUGGACCUACUGAAGGAUCCGGUGACUAUUCCCUGUGGACACAGCUACUGCUUGAGCUGUAUUGAAGCCCACUGGGAUGAAGAGGAUCGGAAAGGAAUCCACAGCUGCCCUCAGUGCAGGAAAACGUUUAUGCCAAGACCUGUUCUUGUAAAAAACACGAUGUUGGCAGCUUUGGUGGAGGAGCUCAUGAAGACUGGACUCCAGGCUGCUCCUGCUGAUCACUGCUACGCUGGAGCUGAAGAUGUGGCCUGUGAUGUCUGUGCUGGAAGGAAACUGAAAGCCGUCAAGUCCUGUUUAUUCUGCCUGGCCUCUUACUGUGAGAAUCACCUUCAGCCUCAUUAUGAUUCAGCUACAUUUAGGAAACACAAGCUGGUGGAGCCCUCCAGGAACCUCCAGGAGAACAUCUGCUCUCGUCAUGAUGAGGUGAUGAAGAUGUUCUGCCGUACUGAUCAGAACCUUAUCUGUAUUCACUGCCUAAUGGAUGAACAUAGAGGCCACGACACGGUCUCAGCUGCAGCAGAGAGGACGGAGAGGCAGAGAGAGCUCGAGGUGAGGCGAGAAACGAUCCAGCAGGAGAUCCAGGACAGAGAGCAAGAUGUGGAGCUGCUUCAACAGGAGGUGGAGGCCAUCAAUCAGUCUGCUGAUAAAACGGUGGAGGACGGUGAGGAGAUCUUCACUCAGCUGAUCCGUCUCAUCCAGAAAAGAAGCUCUGACAUGAAGCAGCAGAUCAGAACCCAGCAGGAAACUGAAGUGAGGCGAGUCUUGGAGCUUCAGGAGAAGCUGGAGCAGGAGAUCACCGAGCUGAAGAGGGAGGACGCCGAGCUGAAGCAGCUCUCACACGUAGAGGAUCCCAACCAGUUUCUCCACAACUAUCCCUCAGCGUCAGCUCUCGGUGAGUCUCCAAACUCAUCCGGCAUCAACAUCCGUCCUCUGAGAUACUUUGAGGACGUGACAGCAGCCGUGUUAGAGCUCAGAGACAAACUGCAGGACACCCUGAGAGACACAUGGACAAACAUCUCACAGACUGUCUCUGAGGUGGAGGUCUUACUGUCAGAACCAGAGCCAAAGAGCACAGCUGGAUUCUUAAAACAUUCAUGUGAACUCACACUGGACCCAAACACAGCGUACGCACAGCUGUUAUUGUCAGAGGGGAACAGGAAGGCCACACUGACCGAGUUCAGUCUGCGCUACGCUGAUCAUCCAGACCGAUUCACUGAUUACUGCCAGGUUCUGAGCAGAGAGAGUCUGACUGGUCGCUGUUACUGGGAGGUGGAGUGGAGAGGAACACAAAUUUUCAUAGCAGUCACAUACAAGGAUAUCAACAGAGUGGGAAACGGAUGUCAGUUCGGGUUUAAUGACAAAUCGUGGGCGUUACGUUGUUGCCAAAAUAGUUAUGAGCUUUGGUACAACAAAGUCUCCACCUCCAUUCCAGGUCCUUGUUCCUCCAGGAUCGGAGUGUACCUGGACCACAGAGCAGGUGUUCUGUCCUUCUACAGCGUCUCUGAAACCAGGACUCUACUCCACAGAGUCCAGACCACGUUCACUCAGCCGCUGCACGCUGGACUUUGGAUCGACGGUGCGUUUGACUUUGCCAAUGCUGAGUUCUUUAAACUUAAAUGAGCCAUGCAGCAUUCCUUGAAGAAAUGUGCACGCCACAAAGGACAAUAGCCUAAAGAACGAUGUUGUACGUCCUGUCUUGGAGUAUGAGAUGGAGGAGACUCUCAGUUACUACCACGCCAAAUUUGAGCUUCUUGGCUGUAAAACUGACUGAUUUAA